Messenger RNA from Lactuca saligna, 1194 nucleotides. NCBI's taxonomy places the organism in Eukaryota, Viridiplantae, Streptophyta, Magnoliopsida, Asterales, Asteraceae. The record is from the annotation of a GenBank genome assembly.
AUGAUUUGUUGUGGAACCAAGAAACCAAGAACACUCUCCCCUCCCCGAACCACACCACCACCAAUGCCGCCACAAACCACCACAAACCACCUCCCGCAACCACAAACCGCCAAACACGAAACCCUCCUAUCAAUCCCCAAUUCCAAAGUUCAUAUAAUGGACGAAGGCGAAGCCGUUGAGCUUGCAAAUGGAAACUUCACACUAUUUCAAAUAUCCAAUGACAACAUUCUUCUAGCAACCAUUAUUAAAAUUGGUGAUGAUCUUCAAUGGCCUUUAACAAAAGAUGAGCCGGUAGUGAAGCUUGAUCCUCACCACUACUUGUUCACGUUACCCGUGAUCAAAGAUAUCGAUUGGAAGGAGUUUGCUCCUAAAAUCGAUGCUUAUAAUAAUGUUCUUGCAAAGGCGAUUGCGGGAGGAACCGGUCAGAUUGUUAGAGGGAUUUUUAUGUGUAGCAAUGCUUAUACCAACCAGUUGCAAAAAGGAGGUGAUAUGAUCUUAAAAGAGGCAAUGGAGGAAAAGCAUGGCAUCUCAAGAACUAAAACUAUCGAAAGCAACAAAACCAAUGGUACAAAAAAGGGGGAUGGGAUCAACAAAAGCUUAAGAAGCGCAAGAAAACUCUCAAAGAUGACCGAAAGCAUGAGUAAAGCUUUGUUGAAUGGAGUUGGAAUGGCAUCGGGUUCGGUCAUGGGUCCUGCAGUUCGGUCUCGAGCUGGGAAGGCAUUUUUUAACUCAGUUCCAGGGGAAGUUGUGCUUGCCUCUCUUGAUGCUAUUAAUAUAGUGAUGGAUGCAGCUGAAGUUGCUCAAAGACAAGCCUUAGCUGCCACAUCUGAUGCUGCAGCUCGAGCAGUCAGUGAAAGGUAUGGCGAAGAGGCAGGAGAAGCAACUGGUGAUGCGAUUGCAACUGUAGGACAUGUUGCUGGCACUGCUUGGAAUGUUGUCAAGAUUAGAAAAGCUAUCAAUCCUGCAUCUGCUGUCAAGAAUGCUUCUAAAAUUCGAUAAAUGAUAAGAUUAUUUGAUUGACUAAAGAAAAGUUAUCAUAAGAUUGAGAUAAAUAUUUAUAUUGCUAUCUUCAUAGAUAAAGGAAUUGUGUACGCAAAUAGUGAGCAAGUUAAUGGGAUAGUUUAGUUAACUUUGUGUUAUCAUUUGUUGUUCUUGUUAUAAUUCAAUAAAGUUCAUUUAUAGUUGUUAGUCGAU